Molecule: messenger RNA, 1688 nt
Organism: Quercus lobata
Lineage: Eukaryota; Viridiplantae; Streptophyta; Magnoliopsida; Fagales; Fagaceae
Product: UPF0481 protein At3g47200-like
Exons: 2
Coding region: 142-1470 (442 amino acids)
Source: RefSeq, a predicted model, not a curated record
UCUCAUCUUUUAUGGUCCAUACCUUAUAGUAUCUCACAAUCUCUAAUGCCCUCUCUCAUCUUUUUCUUUUUCUUUUCCCACAAAUCGCAUCUCGGUCCCGCACUCCUAUCGCCCUUUGACUGCUAGUGCUACACAAACAGUAUGGAAAGUGUAACUGAGAUAGGAGGCUCUUCAACUGCAAAUAUAGAUGAAAAAUUGGUACUUGACAUCAAAGCAAUGUUUGAAAGUUCGAGGCAACAAUUCUCAAUUGGGGGUGGGGGUUUGGGUUUGAUCAGUGUUCCAGAUCACCUUCGCAAACUGGAUGAGCAAGCCUUCACUCCUUUGCUUCUUUCAAUUGGCCCUAUUCACCUCUCCAAUGUAAAAUUACAAUCCACGAAAAGGUAUAAAGUACAGUUUUGUGAGUCUUUCUUGCGAUGGACUAAGAUGGACUUGAAGGAUUUAGUAGGGUGCGUUAGAUCUUGUGAAAAAGAAAUUCGCUCUUACUAUGCGGAGAAUAUUUUGUCCGACAUAAGCAGUGAUGAUUUUGUGGCAAUGAUCCUAGUGGAUGCGAUGUUCAUUCUUGGGUACUUCUACAAACAAUCUUACCUAACUAGUGAAUUGGACGGUAUGAUACCGGAUUGGAUGCAUCCAUUUUUGAAACUUGACAUGGUAUUACUUGAAAAUCAGCUUCCCUUUUCUGUUUUAGAGAUGCUGUUCAAUCAAGCAACCUCUUCGGCUGAAUUAAAGACAGAGGCCCUAUUGGAACUUGCGCUUGAAUUUUUUCAAUGUUACAACUUUCAAAAGAUGUCCCUAGAGAAUAUCGCAGCGAGAAUAGAAAACUUCACAGAUCUGGUCAGAUUGUUUCAUCUUAAUGUAAGUCAAUUACGGAAUAGAAUAUCUGGAGGGGCUAAACUGCCAUACUCCGCAACCCAGCUACAUGAGGCAGGAGUCAAGUUUAAGGGAGUCAAGUUUGAGGUGGCAACAAAACGUUAUGGAGGGGAUAGAUGCUUCCUUGACCUAAGGUUCGAUUUAAAGAAUGGAGUGUUGGAAAUCCCAUGCAUUACGUUAAAUGCUGAGAAAAUACGUCUUAUUCGAAACAUUAGUGCAUUAGAGCAAUCCCUUUAUGUGGGGCACGCAUAUGUUACUGAUUUCUUUGUCAUCUUGGAUUUCCUUAUUGAUACUUCCAAAGAUGUAGAUUUACUUUGUAAGGAGGGAAUCCUUGUUAAUUACCUUGGCGACAGCAACGCAGCAGCAUCAGCUAUCAACAAUCUUAACACCAAUAUCUUAUGGGAUUAUAUGAACCCCAAUUACUCGAAAAUAUGUGAAGAUUUAAAUGUAUUCUAUAAGAAACCUUGGCAUAAAUGGAGGGCAACGUUAUGGCGUCAAUAUUUUAGCACUCCUUGGAGAGCUGCUUCUACCAGUGCUGCUAUUAUCCUUCUGCUGCUCACGCUCGCACAAACUGUAUGCUCUCUAAAGUCCACUAUCUGGUGAUAGAUAUGCAGCAGUGCAGUGGCACUCAUCCAUAUUAGAUGUGGAUCACUUUAUCUUUUGUUUUCAACUUUUACUGUUUUGAGUAAGGGGUUGAUUUAUGAUUAUCCUUAUGAUUAGGAAGUCUUCUAAGUGUGCUAGUGUUGGAAUUGGAUCCGAUAAGCAUAGUGCUUAUGAUCUAUAUCUGUUUAAUUAUCCUUUGAGUUCUGUAAUUCUAUUUA